Messenger RNA from Knipowitschia caucasica, 675 nucleotides. The record is from the annotation of a GenBank genome assembly. NCBI's taxonomy places the organism in Eukaryota, Metazoa, Chordata, Actinopteri, Gobiiformes, Gobiidae.
AUGGAGACGGUGGUGAUUGUGGCCAUCAGCAUCCUGGCGGCCAUCUUCCUGGCCUCGUUCGUGGCUCUGGUCGUGGUCUGCAAACACCGCUACUGCCACCCGCACGACAUGCUGCAUCCGUUUGACUCCAAACCCACAAUCGACCUGAUCGGAGCGAUGGAGACUCAGAGCGAACCGUCCGAGCUGGAGCUGGACGACGUGGUCAUCACAAAUCCUCACAUAGAAGCCAUCUUGGAGAACGAGGACUGGAUAGAAGACGCAUCCGGCUUGGUCUCACACUGCAUCGCCAUUUUAAAGAUUUGCCACUUGCUCACAGAAAAGCUGGUUGCUCUGACGAUGGGUUCGGGAUCAAAAGUCAAAGCUCCAGCCAGCCUCAGUGACAUCAUUACAGUGGCUAAACGCAUAAGUCCAAGAGUGGAUGAUGUGGUCAGAUCUAUGUACCCACCACUGGAUCCAAUUCUCCUGGACGCACGAGCCACGGCACUGCUGCUGUCCGUCAGUCACCUGGUGCUGGUGACCCGCAGUGCGUGCCACAUGUCGGGCAGCCUGGACUGGAUCGAGCAGUCCCUGAACGCGGCAGAGGAUCACAUGGUGGUGCUGAGGGAGGCCGCGCUCGCCUCCGAACCCGACCGAGGCUUCCCCAUCGCCGCCCCACAGAGAGAGCAGGCCAUUUAG